AGAGCAGACAUCAUGGUGAAUUUUACUCCUGAGGAGAAAGCCCUCAUCAAUGGCCUGUGGUCCAAGGUGAAUGUGGAAGAGACUGGAGGCGAAGCCUUGGGAAGGCUUCUCGUUGUGUAUCCUUGGACCCAGAGGUUCUUUGACAACUUUGGCAACAUGUCUUCUCCCUCUGCCAUCAUGGGCAACCCCAGAGUCAAGGCCCAUGGCAAGAAGGUGCUGACUUCCUUUGGAGAAGCUGUGAAGCACAUGGACAACCUGAAGUCGACCUUUGCUAAGCUGAGUGAGCUCCACUGUGACAAGCUACAUGUGGAUCCUGAGAACUUCAGGCUCCUGGGCAAUGUGCUGUUGAUUGUCCUCUCUGCUCACUUUGGCAAGGAUUUUACCCCUGAGGUGCAGGCUGCCUGGCAGAAGCUCGUGUCUGGUGUUGCCACUGCUCUGGCUCACAAAUACCACUAA
Perognathus longimembris pacificus (Pacific pocket mouse) is the source of this 456-nucleotide messenger RNA. RefSeq names its product hemoglobin subunit theta. The record is from RefSeq and is a predicted model, not a curated record. The transcript has 3 exons. Gene Ontology annotation, molecular function: heme binding; haptoglobin binding; peroxidase activity. Gene Ontology annotation, biological process: hydrogen peroxide catabolic process; oxygen transport. Gene Ontology annotation, cellular component: blood microparticle; haptoglobin-hemoglobin complex; hemoglobin complex. Lineage: Eukaryota; Metazoa; Chordata; Mammalia; Rodentia; Heteromyidae. Bases 13 to 456 code for a protein of 147 amino acids.